This is a messenger RNA of Penicillium longicatenatum, 948 nucleotides long. RefSeq names its product OB-fold domain-containing protein. Bases 1 to 948 code for a protein of 315 amino acids. The transcript is spliced from 2 exons. The record is from RefSeq and is a predicted model, not a curated record. NCBI's taxonomy places the organism in Eukaryota, Fungi, Ascomycota, Eurotiomycetes, Eurotiales, Aspergillaceae.
AUGGCGACGGUUGAUGAUGUGGAAUCCAUCAUCUACCCUGCAUUUUGUUUCAAAGCCUCGCCAACGCACUUCACCUGGGUGAAAAUGGCGAUAGCGGAUGUGCAUCGAUUACAGAAACCGAGGAAUUUUGAUGGCCAGAAAGUCUUCUUCUAUAAAAACCACCCAAUCCGCUUCGUGACAGUGGCAGGACUCAUUGUAGCCAGAACAGAAGUUUUCCGCCGCACAAUCCUCACACUGGAUGAUAGCAGCGGCGCCACGAUUGAAAUAACGGUUCAACAUUCAACAGACCCAAAGCACACGGAGUCAGAUUCAAAGUCUACCGCAAUGAAUGCCAGCUCUGGUCCUGGUGUAUCUCAGUCAAAGCUUCAGUCCCAGAUAACUGGAGGUAUAGGCAGCCAAGAAGAAGAAACAGGCCCAACUGCCUAUAGCAUCGGCGAGGGUGACAGGUCAAAAGACAAGAUCAUCCAGAACGAUACAGUUCAUAUCACUGCAACAGACCAGUCAAUCCUCGAUAUAUCUUCACUGAUACCUGGGACGAUGAUCAAAGUCAAGGGAACGCUGGGCUCAUUCCGAUCAACCAUGCAACUACAUUUGGAACGCUUCAGUAUCAUCCGCGAUACAAACGCAGAAAUGCAGUUCGUUUUUGAAAGGCUUCAAUAUCUUGUUGAGGUUCUUUCUGUGCCGUGGGUUCUACUCGACGAGGAGAUUGAAUCUUUACGUCGGGAGGGCGAGGAAGGGGAUAUCCGGGCUGCAGAGGAGAGGGAGAGAGUCCGGAAGAAGAUUAAGAGGAGGGUUGAGAGGGAGGGAAAGGAUGAACGGCAUAUUGCCAGGAUAUAUCAAAGUGAGGAGCGGGAACGGGAGAAGGAGGCUGCUGUCUGUAGGGAAGACGGUGUUAGGGUUAUGAAAGAGAUUUGGGAGAGGAAGAGGUCCAGAUUGGAAAAAAAUUGA